Molecule: messenger RNA, 5666 nt
Organism: Drosophila mojavensis
Lineage: Eukaryota; Metazoa; Arthropoda; Insecta; Diptera; Drosophilidae
Gene: smg
Product: protein Smaug
Exons: 4
Coding region: 559-4137 (1192 amino acids)
Biological process (GO): negative regulation of translation; regulation of DNA-templated transcription; nuclear-transcribed mRNA poly(A) tail shortening
Cellular component (GO): P-body
Molecular function (GO): protein binding; translation repressor activity; mRNA binding
Source: RefSeq, a predicted model, not a curated record
GCAUUGCAUGUUCCUUCGGCUGUCAGAAAAAGGCGCGCACGUUCGGCACGUUUGCGCUGCUGAGGCUGAGACUUAGUUUUACAGGCUCCACCAUUUUUAAAAACGCCAGCUACAUUAGCUGACGCCACCGACGCCAGCUUCAGCGCCAGCGCCAGCGCCAAUCAACGUCAUUCUCUCGGCUGCUGCUGAUGCUCUGGUUUUGCCUCUAGGGUUGUCCGCAGCCAUUGCCAUCCUCAGUGCUGCUCCCCAUAGCGUGCCCGCUGCAUCAAUUAUAGGCUGUGCCGCCUGCCUGGCUUCGUUUCGUUAAAUCCGCAUUUCUGUUUGUGUUUAUUCGAGUGCAGAUAAUCAAAUUUAUAUUGUGCAUGUAAAACACAAAUACGCGAAAAGAAAAUGCUAAGCGAAUGCGAUCGCUGCUGGCUACAUAUGAAACACCGCACAAUUUACUGGCAACUGAACGAAAUAAGCUACACACUUUAAACUAAAACUGAUUGUAAUAUUAACUAAAAGAUCAAUACGAUAAGAUUUAUUGAGUAAUUAAAGAAGUGCAUAUACAACGAUAUGAAGUACACAGCAGGAACAGACAACGCGCUGCCCACUGGCAGCAGCAGCAACAGCAACAGCAGCACCGACCCUCAAAAUGCCUUAAAUGAAUUGCAAUCAGGUGUCACAGCCACACAACAACAACUGCAGGAGCAACAACUCGCAGCAACGACAAGUUGCGGCCUAAGCACGGCCGCCGCUUCAAAUUCCAAUUUAAAUCCAAGCCCAAAUCCUAGCAACAGCAACCAAAUUGAUACCAAUGCUGCUAACAACAGCGAUACAACACCAGCAACUGCAACAUCGACAGCGACAACAGCAACUGCAACGGUAACGGCAAGCAAUGCUUUAUUCUGUGAGCAGGUGACGACAGUGACGAAUCUGUUCGAGAAGUGGAACGAUUGUGAGCGCACAGUGGUCAUGUAUGCACUGCUGAAGCGACUGCGCUAUCCCAGCCUCAAGUUUCUACAGUAUUCCAUAGACAACAAUCUUACACAGAAUCUGGGCACCUGCCAGUCGACUCUGAACAGCGUCGUCAUUGACAUCAAUGCGAAUAAUCCAGCCUACUUGCAGAAUCUGUUGAGUGCGUACAAAGCGUGUCAGCCCAAUGAUUUAGCUGAGGGCAUGUCGUCCUCCUCGUCGGACAAGGACUCGAUGCACUGCUAUGGCAGCGACUUUCAGAUUACCAGCAGCACAAAUGCCGCCCAGCUGAGCGGAGAUGAGCGUAAAUUGUGCGCACGCAAGGAGGAUAUCCUGCACGAGGUGCUCAACAUGCUGCCACUGCUAAAACCGGGCAACGAGGAGGCCAAACAGACCUACAUGAUGCUGAUACCGCUCGCUGUGAAGGACACCGCUCAGCAGCUGGUGCCCACGGAGCUGGUGCAGCAGAUCUUCUCCUAUAUGCUUAUACAUCCCGCCGUAGGCAGCGAUGAUCGACGCUCGCUGAAUGUGUGGCUUCGUCACCUCGAAGACUACAUACAAGCGAACAAGCGCAGCAGUUUCUUUGUGCAGCCAGAUCCGCUGCAGCUACAACUGCAGAUGGCCACGGGUGCCAUUUCGGACAGCUCCUCGUCGUCCUCCUCAUCGCUGGGCAAUUUGACGCGCAACGUUGACUGGCAAACGAUUGCGCCGCCCAGCAGACACCACAGCAAACAGCUGCCCAGACAACCUGGUGAAUGGCGAGGCAGUGUGAGCGGCUCCUGCGGCUCGAUCAAUCCACUCUGUGAUAAUUUAAAUGGUAUUACACUGAACGAAUUAGCAUCUAGUCAGAAUAGCUUAGGGCUCUCCCUGGGCAGCAACUCGUCCCUGGUCAAUGGCGUCGUUGCUGGCGCCGCGGCGGGCUCCAUCAUUGGCCUUGGCGGCAACGAAGAUCAUGACACCUCCUUCAGCAAGAAUGGCACCGAAAUCCUUGACUUUGAGCCACUGCACAGUGAUGGCGUUGGCAACGGAACUGCCGAGACAAGCGGCAUAUGCAGCGCUAACCUCAGCCAACAACAGACUCCUACGCAAGCUGCUGCGAUUCUUCCUCAGCUGUUGCAGCCGCCACCGCCGCCUCCCCCGCACCAGCUGGCAUACUCCUCCAUACUAAUGGGGUAUGUGGGCGAUCAGUUUGGUGACGUGAAUCGCUGGAGCCUGGACAGCAAGAUUGCCGCGCUGAAGACACGGCGCUCUAACAGCCUGACCACUCAAACGAUCUCCAGCUGCUCGUCAAACUCAUCGAACUCGUCUGUGAUUACGGUUAACGACAACUGCUCCAACUCGACGGAGAAUUUGGCUCAGUUUGCGAACAAACCGCGCAGCUUCUCGCUGUCCAUUGAGCAUCAUCGUGCUAACAGUACACUGCCGAACAGCACCUCGGACACCCGCCUCGAUGACUUCAAGCCCAGCUACAUUAAGUUCCAGACUCGCAAUGUGGGAAUGUCUGGAAUCGGCCUGUGGCUGAAGUCGCUCCGUUUGCACAAGUACAUUGAGCUGUUCAAGAAUAUGACCUACGAGGAGAUGCUGCAAAUCAGCGAGGAGUUCCUGCAGAGUGUGGGCGUGACAAAGGGCGCGUCUCACAAGCUGGCGCUGUGCAUUGAGAAGCUGAAGGAGCGCUCGCACAUUCUCAGCAGGGUGGAGCAGGAGCUGCACACGGGACAGAUGAAGAUAAGCACCGCUAUCGAGGAACUCACCAACAUUGUGCUGACGCCCAUGAAGCCACUGGAAUCGAAUUCAGGCGAGGACAACAUUGGGUUGCGUUUCCUUAAGGUGAUCGACUUGGUUAGCAAUGCAUUGCAACAGGAUCCUUACUGCGUGCCGGAUGAGGAAACACUGGGUGUAUUCAUGUGGAUACUGGACCGUUCCAUACACAACGAGGCAUUUGUGAAUCAUGCCAAUCAAUUGAAGGAGCUCAAGUUUAAGUUGUCCAAGAUCAAGAUGUCCAUGGUGCCCAAGCUUCAUCAUGUGAAGACAACGAGUGCCACAACCAGCAAUAUGAAUAAGCCCAGGUGGAACGGCAAGGCUCGCAAAUGUGAUCCCAAAAAUGGCAGUAACGAUCGCAUCAAUCAUCGCAAGAACUCAAAUGAUAUGCUGAACUUUUCGCUGAACUGUUUGCAGCAUCCCAUUCAGCAUCAUCAGCAGCAGCAACAACAGCAACAGCAGCAGCAGCAACAACAGCAGCAAUUUGACUAUAAUGGAGGGUAUCAGACACAGCAGUACAAGAGCUCCUCGUAUCCCAACUUUAUGAAUAAUCCCCAGCAACAACAGCAACAGCAGCAGCAGCAACAACCGCCGAAGCAUCAUUCACAGCAUGCACAGCAAAUGCAGCAAAUGUUGCAGCAGCAUGCCCAGCACUUUCCAGCCUUGCCGCAGCAGACGCCGCCGCCUCAUCACAGACGCUCGCUGAAUAAUCUAAUAGUCGUCGCAGGCGGGCCGCAGCAGCCUCAGCAAAUGAUCUUUAAGCCUGGCCAGGGGAUUCUUACCAACAGCAACAACAACAAUGACAAUCUGCAGCAACAGCAGCAGCAGCAGCAGCGCAAGCCCAGCUUGAAUGGCCUCACCACUGGACCCAAUUUAAUUUCAACUGUGGAGCAGCAGCCAAAGAAAACGAUGGCCGCUGUGGUAAUGGUUAGUAAUGUGAAUCAAACUGAAUCCAACCAGCAACAGCAGCAGCAGCAGCAGCCACCGCAAAUAUUAAUCAGCAGCAACAAUAAUAGUAGCAAUAACAAUAACAGCAGCAACAACCAUAAUAACAACAACAAUAAUUUAUUGAACAACAAUUCGAUUAAUCAUCAGCAAUUGCAAUUGCUGGCGGCUGCUGCUGCCGCCGCUGCCGUAGGUAAUGGCGGCUGUUUGUGUCCCGGUGAUGGUUGUGGUGAUGACGUCGUUGCCUGUAGCGCAAUAUGCAACAACAAUAAUAAUAACAAUAACAAUAAUAAUUUUAAUAAUAACAACAACAAUAGAGAUCACUGCCUGUCUCAGCCGCAGCUUAUUAACUUAAGCAUGGCCUCGCUUAAGGAAGGCUUUAAUAUGCCGCCGCAUGAUUACAAAUUGAACGACUUUAAGAGCUUGGAGCAGCUGGAGACGCUCUGCCGCCAAAUGACUGAGCAGGCAAUGAAUUAGUCUGUUGGCAAUUAAUAUCUUAUAAUGUUUUUCAAACUCAAUGUUAAAUUGUUGUGUCUGUCUGUUUGUUUGUGUGUACGUGUGUGUGCGAGUGUGUGUAUAUUGUAGCCCAAAAGGUUUGACCGUGUUUUGUAAUCGUUUUUAGUUCUGUAAGAUAUUGAAAAGUUUGUUUAAAUAUUAAGUUUACCUUCUGUAUCUAAUGUUAGGGUAUAUGUGCGUGAGUGUAUGUGUUUGAAUUUGUUUGUUAAAUGAAGCGACCGCUGUGUAAGUCUGGAGCUACUGCAACCAAAGUAAAACGGCUGGCCGUUCUAAACUGACAGGGUCUAGCUGACAGAUAAGUCCUUUCCCCAAAAGCCAUUGGCGCAGCUAGAGCACAGCUUCAGAAACGACUCAGAGGCGCAGUUGUAAACGCUGCCAAUGUUAUUAAUAUUUAAGUUGAAUAUGUCGAAAUGUAGUUCCACCUAAUCGCAAACUGUAUGCAAGACAACAGCAACAACCAAGAACAAACCAGCAUCCAAAACCAACAACAACAACCACUUUCUCUCUGUAGGAAAAUUUGGCCAAAUUUGAUCAACAUUUUACGCUAUUUUGACGGCUGCCCCGCUAAGACAGACGUCGACGACGAAAUUGCAUACAAUAUAUAUGCGUAAAUAUAAUUAUUAAUAUAUAUGUGCAUGCAUAUGUUAAUAAAUUAUAUUAUGAACUCUGCAUCGUGACCAUGAGACUGACUAAGAUUAUUAUAUUCGCAACUAUGUAAGAACUAGAAAAGCUGGAAUAAUGAAACACGUUUGAAGCUACACACGAGACACACAACAUACGCGAAUCAAAAACGUUGCUUGCUGAAAGUCACAUAAUGAACUAUAUAUAUAUAUAAAUAUAUAAAUAUAUACAAACAAAAUAUAUAAACAAAUAUAUACACAUAUUUAUUUUAAAUUUAAAGGAACAUAAUUGCUGAAAACAAAACUGUAAACUGUAAUUGUAAACACUUAAAGAAAUUUUCUUAUGUUCGAGUUGUAAUGAAAAGCAGAAGUGGUUUAGGAGCAUAUUAAUUAAGCUAAUGCAACACAUACUGUAUUUUGUAUAAGUAGUAAGAAUAUAAGCCAAAAACACACACACAUGUUGUUAGACAUUGUAUUGCAUAUAUGAUUGUAUGCAUAUAUACAAAUAUUAAAUAUGUUUUGUUUUGCUUUUAGGCUUAUUGAAUUGUUCAAUUGUAAACAUUGUGCUGUAUAUUAUGAUAAUGAUGGCAAUCGAUUAUGUUAUGUUAUUUUAAAUUGUUUUGAGAAUUGCUUUAUAUGUUGAUAUAUGUAUAUAUGCAUAUUUGUCAAAUGUCGAUCGAGAAUGCUUUGUAACUAAGCUUAAGCUAAGUCUAAAAAAACGAGAAUGGACCGCUGUAGGCCAUGGAAAAUUGUAAGAAUAUUAAAACAAAUUGUUAGCUUAAAUUUAAAAUGGUGUGUAAAAACUGAACGAAAUGCAUGAGAAUUGCAGGAUUGUAUAUACAUAUAUGGCUGAUGCUUGAUAAACAUAUA